This is a messenger RNA of Gongylonema pulchrum, 624 nucleotides long. The record is from the annotation of a GenBank genome assembly. NCBI's taxonomy places the organism in Eukaryota, Metazoa, Nematoda, Chromadorea, Rhabditida, Gongylonematidae.
ACACCGCUUGCUUACUACUACAUCGUUAAUGGGACAGUGUAUCAGUGUCCGGACGCGUACACUUAUGUCCAGUCAAAAUUGAUUGGUAUCGUAGAUUCACUUCGUAUGGCGCUCGAGCAAGCUCGGCAGUAUUGCAGGUAUAGCGCCGGCAGAGGCUAUUAUUGGGAGUUUAAAGAGUCUGAGGGCGAAACCACUAAAAAAGCACCAAAAGAAGAGGAAAAACCGCAACUGGCUCGAAGUACAUAUUAUCACCGCACAAGAACAGACCCAAUGCUGAGAGAACUUUUUGCGAAAUUCCCUCCACCCGACAACAUUGGAUUCAAUUAUGACGAAAGUGAAGCGUCUGCAGAAGCCGAUGCGACCGCAGCUGGUGGCUCUGCUGCUGAUAAAUCGGCACCAACUGCAUCCAUCACUGGUCAGGAUGCGAAACCAACUGAAGAUGCGUCAUCGGCUGCGCAGAAAGCAACAUUUGCCUCACCGUCGAGUGUCCCGAUGAUUCCUCCUCAUCGAAGCGCGGGCGAAGCUUCAGGAGGUCCACUAAGUUUCCCGGGAACUGCGCCACCGCUGUCAACUCCGGCUAACCCACCGCAGGAAACUGAUUUCAAGCGUUUUAAAACAGGUUGA